Molecule: messenger RNA, 2109 nt
Organism: Capronia epimyces CBS 606.96
Lineage: Eukaryota; Fungi; Ascomycota; Eurotiomycetes; Chaetothyriales; Herpotrichiellaceae
Exons: 1
Coding region: 1-2109 (702 amino acids)
Biological process (GO): regulation of DNA-templated transcription; DNA-templated transcription
Molecular function (GO): zinc ion binding; DNA-binding transcription factor activity, RNA polymerase II-specific; DNA binding
Source: RefSeq, a predicted model, not a curated record
AUGGAAGAGCCCACCACUCGUCAUACAGCUGCACCAGGCCGUUCGUGUGCUGCCUGCAGGAAACGCAAGAUCCGGUGUAACCGCGAGCAGCCCUGCAGUUACUGCACCAAACUGCACAGGCAGUGCAUUUACCCCGAGUCGGUAUCAGAAGCCCAACCGGACAACAGCAAUGAUGUCGACUCGAGGCUCGCAAGGAUCGAGGCAUCUCUACAACGACUAGAAACGAGGACAGCGACAUGGGAAAGUCUCCAGCCGGGAAGAGAUCAAUCCUCCUCCAAUACAGUCGAUGAUAUUUCUGCCGAAACCCAGGUCAGUCCAGAGCCAGAAUGUGGCGAUCUUACCUCGGAUGAACAUAGUCGGUAUGGGCAUGUCACAAGUAACCUGUGGACCGACCUCGACGUUCAAGAGGAUCAGAACGAACAAGCCACAGACUUGGGCAAAAUCGCAGUUGCCAGUCCUUCAGUGCCGUCCCACACUACGAGCGAGCCUCGUCGUCGUCCUCAUGGCCUCGUCCCCGGCUUCGGCUUCAGCUUCAUGUCCUCGGACCUCCGACAGCUCCACCCUGCAGAGAACCGCAUCUUCUCUCUUUGGCAGGUGUUCUUGGAAAGUGUCGAUCCUGUAUUGAAGCUCAUUCACACUCCUGUCACCCAACGCCAAAUCAUGUGGGCGACCUUGUCCACAGACCCUAUCCCGCCCGCCUUUGAAAGUUUGAUGUUCUCCAUCUACUACGCUGCUGUCACCAGUAUGCAGUGUUCAGUUUCUUGCAAGACCCUCCUGCAGGAAGAGAGACAAGACCUGCUUGACCGCUACCGGUACGGCCUGGAGCAAGCGCUGGCAAGGGCGGAUUUCUUGAGUGCUCCUGAUGUUCAGACCCUCCAAGCCUUGACCCUGUACCUGAUAUGUGCUCGACAGUCGUUGGACAAAACUUAUGUCUGGACAAUGACCGGGCUUGCCAUCCGUGUGGCUACAAAGCUAGGCCUCCAUCGUGACCCAAUGGCUCUAGGACUCCCGCCAUUCGUGUCCGAAAUGCGAAGACGCUUGUGGUGGCAGAUAUGUAUCCUGGACGUACGGACCGCGGAAGAGAAUGACAUGGACCCGGUGAUAUGCGAGCACAGUUUCGACACCGAGCUCCCUUCUAACGUGAACGACACUGAUCUGGAUGUGGACAUGGUCCAUCCAGCCGUUGUAAGACGCGACCGUACGGAGAUGUUGUUCACUCUAACCCGCUUUGAACUGAGUUAUGCAGUAAGAAAAUGGGUGUUCUCUCCGAAAUUCACCAAGGACAAUGGUUACACAGCCACAUCAUUGCACGACAAGAAUGAGUCGGUCGACACUUUGCAAAAGACUCUUGAGGAAAGGUAUCUGCAGCAAUGCGAUACCAGAGUUCCCAUCUGUUUCCUCACCGUCACAACCAUGCGCAUGGUCAUAGCAAAAAUCAAGCUCACCAUCAAUCACCCUGCAUGGAGCGGCUCUUCGGGGCCUUCUCGAGAUCGGCUUCUUGAUCUAGUCAAAAGCAGCGUCGAAAUCAUUGAGUAUGCGCACACUCUUCGCUCAAGCGACAAAUAUUCGCGAUGGGUCUGGUUAUUUCAGAAGUAUAUUGAGUGGGAUGCAGUAGCUUUCUUGCUCCAUAGCCUGAAUGCUUCUCCUGUACCUGCAUUGGCCGAACGAGCUUGGAAAGCAGUGGAAAUUUUCUUCCACGAUUGGCGAGCUCACUAUACGGAUGAACAACGCUGGCGACGCUUACAAAGACUAAGGGCGAAAGCAGUCACUAAGAGACAUAUUAAAAGCUCCGCGUUGGAAACGCAGAAUGAAGAUACCCCAGCCAACGUGACAAUACAACAAUCUGUUGAAGAGCACGCUGAAGAUAUCUCGGCGCAAACACCACUGGUGAAUUCGCGCAGGAACGCUACUAUGCUGGCGCACAAGGAUGCUUCCACCAGCUCAAAUCCCCCACGUGUAAAUAUGCACGCAACUGUGGCGGAUAAAUCUGACGCUGUUUCUUUCAGAGGUGAGUUGGAUUGGGACUUCGACACCCUACCACUUGCGAUGCAAGGAGCACCCAGCUGGGAAAUGGAUGUGGACGAAGAAACAUUCGCUUCAUGGGUGUAA